This is a messenger RNA of Phacochoerus africanus (Common warthog), 777 nucleotides long. RefSeq names its product nudix hydrolase 16 (gene NUDT16). The record is from RefSeq and is a predicted model, not a curated record. Gene Ontology annotation, cellular component: nucleus. The transcript is spliced from 3 exons. Gene Ontology annotation, biological process: mRNA catabolic process; sno(s)RNA catabolic process. Lineage: Eukaryota; Metazoa; Chordata; Mammalia; Artiodactyla; Suidae. Bases 48 to 638 code for a protein of 196 amino acids. Gene Ontology annotation, molecular function: snoRNA binding; phosphodiesterase decapping endonuclease activity.
GCCCGCCCACAUAGGCCGUCGGGCCCACGGAGGCCAGAGCGUCCAGCAUGGCCGGAAUGCGUAGGCUGGAGCUGGCGGAGGCUCUACAACUGGGGCCAGGCUGGCGGCAUGCGUGCCACGCGCUGCUCUACGCGCCGGACCCAGGGCUGCUCUUCGGCCGUAUCCCGCUGCGCUACGCCGUGCUGAUGCAGAUGCGCUUUGACGGUCGCUUGGGCUUCCCUGGAGGCUUCGUGGACUUGCGGGACCACAGCCUGGAGGAUGGGUUGAACCGCGAGCUGGACGAGGAACUGGGCGAGGCCGCAGCCGCCUUCCGUGUUGAGCGUGCCGAUUACCGCAGCUCCCACGCCGGGUCCCGGCCACGCGUCGUGGUGCACUUCUACACCAAGUGUCUGACCCUGGAGCAGCUGACUGCGGUGGAGAGGGGUGCGCCGCGCGCCCGAGACCACGGGCUGGAGGUGCUGGGCCUGGUGCGGGUGCCCCUGUAUACCCUGCGGGAUGGCGUGGGAGGCCUGCCUGCCUUCCUGGAGAAUACCUUUAUUGGAAAUGCACGGGAGCAGCUGCUGGAAGCCCUCCAGAACCUGGGACUGCUGGAAGCUGGUUCUUUCGCACGCCUUAAGAUCUCAGCUCCUCCUCCCUAGAGGCAGCCCUCCUUGGACUAGUGGCACCUCCCUGAGAUCAGGGCCUUUGUACUGGGGAGGGAGGGAGGAAAAGGGGUUGUUUUCUUUUCUGGGCCUGGGCCUGAUAGAUGAUAACAGAUUAAAAGAGAAGUGUGUGUAA